Penicillium malachiteum is the source of this 627-nucleotide messenger RNA. RefSeq lists its product as uncharacterized. The transcript has 2 exons. The record is from RefSeq and is a predicted model, not a curated record. Gene Ontology annotation, biological process: regulation of transcription by RNA polymerase II. Gene Ontology annotation, molecular function: DNA-binding transcription activator activity, RNA polymerase II-specific; RNA polymerase II cis-regulatory region sequence-specific DNA binding; zinc ion binding. Lineage: Eukaryota; Fungi; Ascomycota; Eurotiomycetes; Eurotiales; Aspergillaceae. Bases 1 to 627 code for a protein of 208 amino acids. Gene Ontology annotation, cellular component: nucleus.
AUGCCCCAAGAUUCCAAGACGAAGAUUCGACCUCAACAAUCUUGUUUGAAAUGUCGCGAGCGCAAGGUUAAGUGCGAUCGCUCAAUCCCUUGUCACGCAUGUAUCAUUCGUGGCCUAGAAGCAGAAUGUACAUACCUGACUACACCUGAAGACCGUGAACACAUUAGCCAAGCAGAGAUCAUCGACCGAUUACGCCGUGAAGUCGCACAGCUACGUACACAAUUAUCGCAUGGUCCCAAACCAAACCACAAACCUAAACCAUACCCUCAACGAGCAUCGAGCGCAGAUCGCAAUGCUAGUCGUAAUCGCGCUCCGUAUGCGCGACCGUCGGGAUACGAUCGGGGAACUUCCCAGGCGCCUGGAUUUAUCGGAGUGGAAUCGUCGGCGACAACCUGGUCAGGAUCGUCACCUGGGUCUACAGACACAAUGACAAAUUCUGCAAUGACGGUUAAUAGUCCUGAGAGUACGGGGAGUGGGAGUGGAAAGGGCAGUGGCUCUGUUUCGGCUUCUGUGUUUCCGGGAUCGACGGGUCCAUUUGGGAUGCAGAUGGGGGAUGCUACAACAGGGACAGCUGCAGCUUUCAUUGGAGCUAGUGAGUGGAUGCUUUAUUUCCUUUUCUUCUCUUGA